AUGAGCACGCUGGCGGAUAUCAAGGUGUUUUGUGGCUCGAGCCACCCUGAGUUGGCGCAUCUGAUCUGUAAGCGCCUGGGUGUGCCGCUCGGCCGCUCGAGUGUCUCGAAGAACGACGCCGGCGAGCUGAUGGUCCGCAUGUACGAAUCGGUCCGGGAGCAUGACGUGUACAUUAUCAACACGUCGUGCGUGACGUAUGGCAACGACGGCCAGGUCAUUUCGCCGAACACGUCGCUCAUGGAGCUGCUGAUCAUGAUCAAUGCGUGCAAGACGGCCAGCGCGCGCCGCGUGACGGCCGUGAUCCCUCACUUUUUCUACGCGCGCCAGGACAAGAAAGACAAGAGUCGUGCGCCUAUUUCGGCUCGUCUCAUCGCCAAUAUGCUCGAGACAGCUGGGUGUGACCAUGUGAUCACGAUGGACCUGCACGCAUCGCAGAUCCAGGGCUUUUUCAACGUGCCGGUCGAUAACCUGUACUCGGAGCCGGCCGCGCUGCAGUACAUGCGCGAGAUGCUCGAUAUCGACCGCGUGGUGAUUGUGUCGCCCGACGCCGGUGGCGCGAAGCGCGCUACGGCGAUCGCAGAUCAGCUGGGUGUGGACUUUGCGCUCUUCCACAAGGAGCGCAAGAAGGCGAAUGAAGUGUCGCGUAUGGUCCUCGUGGGUGAUGCGAAGGACAAGGUGGCGGUCCUGGUCGACGAUAUGGCUGACACGUGUGGCACACUUGAUCUGGCCGCGCAGCGCCUGAAGGAGAGUGGUGCUGCACGAGUAUGUGCCAUUGUGACGCACGGUAUUCUGUCCAAGCCGGCGCUCGAGCGCAUCGCCAAGAGCAGUCUCGAGUCGCUCGUCGUGACCAACACAUUGCCGCAGUCGAACAACAAGCUCCAGUGCAGCAAGAUUGAGGAGAUUGAUAUCAGCCACAUCCUGGCCGAGACCAUCCGACGGUCGCACUACGGUGAGAGUGUGAGUGUGCUGUUUAGCCAGGUGCCGUACGACACCGUGCAGCCGUACCGCCAUGGUGCCGACACGCCGUCACAUAGCCCGCCGCGCUCGGCGGCCUCGUCGCCCAUGCCGCCACAAAUGUCAGACUCGGUGCUGGACAAGCGCUUGGGCAUCCUGCACUCCGCCGACAAGGACACGCAUGCAGCCACCGUGCCGAGUCCGCUGCGCAACGUGUCGUCGGAAAAAGAUCUGUAG
This is a messenger RNA of Malassezia restricta, 1191 nucleotides long. Its product is annotated as ribose-phosphate pyrophosphokinase. The coding region runs from base 1 to 1191 and encodes 396 amino acids. NCBI's taxonomy places the organism in Eukaryota, Fungi, Basidiomycota, Malasseziomycetes, Malasseziales, Malasseziaceae. Gene Ontology annotation, cellular component: ribose phosphate diphosphokinase complex; cytoplasm. Gene Ontology annotation, biological process: 5-phosphoribose 1-diphosphate biosynthetic process; purine nucleotide biosynthetic process; ribonucleoside monophosphate biosynthetic process. The record is from RefSeq and is a predicted model, not a curated record. The transcript has a single exon. Gene Ontology annotation, molecular function: ribose phosphate diphosphokinase activity; magnesium ion binding.